Molecule: messenger RNA, 2063 nt
Organism: Onychostoma macrolepis
Lineage: Eukaryota; Metazoa; Chordata; Actinopteri; Cypriniformes; Cyprinidae
Gene: ugl
Product: ureidoglycolate lyase
Exons: 15
Coding region: 184-1845 (553 amino acids)
Biological process (GO): glyoxylate cycle
Cellular component (GO): cytoplasm
Molecular function (GO): malate synthase activity
Source: RefSeq, a predicted model, not a curated record
UUUCUACUUUUAACAUUGAAGGAGGAUGGCACUAAAAAGAUUUAGUCGAGUUUGUUUACUGAUUCGUUCCCUUAAAAGCUUUCGUUCACGAAAGAAACCUCACUAGUCAUGUGUGGCUAAAAGUAAACAGUGCAGUGAGACUUAUCAAAGUCCAACUCUAGAUUUACUGAACGACUGCAGAAAAUGUUGGUACAUGAAGGUGUUGAGCUGGAAACGCCUCCCUCAGGACUUGAGAGAGAGUUUCACACUCUUUUUAACUCUGAUGCACUGCAAUUUCUGUCUGAACUCAUCUCUACCUUCCAAGGAGAGGUUGACAAGGUUUUGAAUUUGCGAGUCCUCCGGAAAGUUGAGUUGGAUCUGACUGGAGAGUUGCCAGGCUUUCUGAAGGACACAGCUCAUAUCCGAAAUGAUCCCAGCUGGAGAGUGAGCCCAGUUCCAGACCGAUUGCACUGCAGACAUGUGGACGUUGGUGACCUUUCACCCUGUGAUACACAACGUCUUAUAAUGGGACUCAAAUCUACUGCCCAAGGUUUACAGAUUGAUUUUGAUGAUGGCAACUGCCCAACAUACCGCAAUCAAAUAAAGGGCAUUUAUAAUGUUUAUCAGGCUGUGCACAACCAGUUUCAGGAUGUACCACCCAUUUCUCAGGCUCCAGUGCUGAUGCUCCGUCCUCGAGCAUGGAACAUGGUGGAGCACAACAUGAUAGUGAAUGGUCGAGAGGUUCCAGGUCCAUUGUUUGAUUUUGGUCUGCUGAUGUUUCAUAAUGCAAAACUACUUCUUCAAAACCAGAGUGGCCCUUUUUUCUACUUGUCCAAGGUUGAGAGCUACAAGGAGGCCAGACUCUGGAGUCAGAUUUUUUUCUGGACUGAGAAGAAGCUUGGCCUGCCAGCGGGCUGCAUAAAGGCCACUGUGUUGAUUGAAUGUGUCCUGGCGUCGUUCGAGAUGGAGGAGAUUUUGUACGAGCUCAAGGAGCACUCUGCUGGUCUAAACUGUGGCAUCUGGGAUUACUCAGCUUCCUUUGUCAACAAAUUCGGUCAUCGGGCUGAUUUCCUCCUCCCUGAUCGCAGUAAAUAUGUGGAUAUGGAGAAGCAUUUCCUGCACAGCUACAUGGAUCUUCUAGUGCAGACGUGUCACCGCAGGGGUGCCCUAGCAACAGGUGGCAUGGCAGCACUGCUGUUGCCUAGAGACAAAGAGAGUGACCUCUACAAGACUGUACUCAGAACUGUCACCAGACUUAAAUUACUGGAGAUCAAAGCAGGUGUUGAUGGGUUCAUGGUCUACGACAUGGACCUGAUUGAGCCCAUACAAAAACUGUUUCAGCUUCACUCUCAUGGUCAGAAUCAACUCCUGCAGCUUCGUGAAGACAUCACUGUGACCCCUGAAGACUUGCUCAUUAUGCCUGCGGGAGGAGUAACACUGUAUGGGCUGAGGUAUAACAUUGCUGUAGGUGUCCUCUUCAUUGAAGCCUGGCUUUCAGGCAGAGGUCAUUUCUUCUAUCUGGGGAAGGUUGAGGAUUCAGCAACAGCAGAGAUAUCCAGAUCUCAGGUUUGGCAGUGGAUUCGGCACCAAGUGAGACUGGAGGACGAUGGGACGGUAGUGACCCGAGCUCUUGUCAGCAGUUUGGCUGAAGGUCUGACGGAAGAUCUGAAAGCAGCCAUAGAUUGCCAAACAAGCAGGGAUAAACAGAGGUUGAUGACUGCUGUGUCCAUGUUUCUAGAAAUAGUGCAGAAGAAUGAUUUCCCAGAGUUCCUUACCACAUACCUUAACCUGGACCACACUUUCCUCAGCUCUCAGAGCCAACAUGAGGACCGACAGACAGACACGGCCCCCAAAGCCAGACUCUAACAAGUCUAAAUUACUUAAUCACAAAACAAUACAUCCACAAACACUUGUUGUCUUAACAUGUGAAUACAUGAAAGAUGAUUUAUAAUGUCUAAAAAAGGAUAGGAAAUUUACUUCAAUUUACCUGUAGCACAGUGGUUCUCAACCAGGAGACCUAAUGAUGACUUUAACAACAACGAAACGACUUUAAAUAAAUCAAGAUUAGAAAAAAAAAAAAAAAA